UACGGGAGUUGCAUCACUACACGUGAAGCUAGGCAUACCGCGUUUUCUGCCGAUUUCUCGGUGAAAUUCCACAGACAGAAGGCCAAGAUGUUGACCGCCGCGAGAUUAUUAAACCGCAGCUGCACCGGAGCCUGUGACCUCGCCAGGAAACAACAAUUCAGCACGAUUUUGAAAAAUGUGGCAGCUCCAACAGUUACCAUACCACACCGUUUUACCGAUAUGCAACAAUAUCGGUAUAAAUCUGAAGGUGUAAAGGGUGCAGUUAUCGGUAUAGAUCUUGGAACCACUUUUUCAUGCGUAGCAGUGAUGGAGGGAAAACAAGCUAAAGUUAUAGAAAAUGCUGAAGGCUCCAGGACUACUCCAUCUUAUGUCGCUUUUACAAAAGAUAACGAACGUUUAGUUGGCAUGCCUGCGAAACGUCAAGCAGUCACAAAUUCUUCUAAUACAUUUUAUGCAACAAAACGAUUAAUUGGACGGAGAUUUGAAGAUCCCGAAGUGAAAAAGGAUAUGAAGAGUGUAACGUACAAAAUUGUGAAAGCAUCUAAUGGAGAUGCGUGGGUUCAAGGUGCUGAUGGAAAAAUGUAUUCUCCCAGUCAAAUUGGAGCAUUUGUACUUAUGAAAAUGAAGGAAACUGCUGCGGCUUAUUUAAACACUCCAGUAAAGAAUGCUGUUAUUACUGUACCAGCAUAUUUCAAUGAUUCGCAACGACAAGCGACGAAAGAUGCUGGUCAGAUUGCUGGAUUGAAUGUGCUUCGUGUAAUUAAUGAGCCAACCGCAGCUGCACUUGCUUAUGGCAUGGACAAACAGGAAGAUAAAAUUAUUGCUGUUUACGACUUAGGUGGAGGUACCUUUGAUAUCUCAAUUUUAGAAAUCCAAAAGGGUGUUUUUGAAGUAAAAUCCACAAAUGGAGAUACAUUUUUGGGAGGAGAAGAUUUCGACAAUGCAUUGGUUAAUUAUCUUGUAUCUGAAUUCAAAAAAGAGCAAGGCUUGGACGUGACUAAAGAUGCCAUGGCGAUGCAAAGAUUGAAAGAGGCAUCGGAAAAGGCUAAAAUAGAGUUAUCAAGUUCUCUCCAAACGGAUAUAAACCUUCCCUACCUUACUAUGGAUAGCAGUGGACCAAAGCAUUUAAAUCUUAAAUUAUCCAGAAGUAAAUUCGAAAGUCUCGUGAACGAUCUGAUUAAGCGUACUAUUCAACCGUGUCAGAAGGCGCUUUCCGAUGCCGAAGUAGCAAAAUCUGAUAUCGGGGAAGUUUUGUUGGUCGGUGGUAUGACCAGGGUUCCUAAGGUACAACAAACGGUUCAAGAUAUAUUUGGCAGACAGCCAUCGAAAGCUGUAAAUCCGGAUGAAGCCGUAGCUGUUGGUGCUGCCGUUCAAGGAGGUGUACUUGCAGGAGAUGUGACAGAUGUUUUGCUUCUUGACGUUACUCCUUUGUCAUUAGGUAUUGAAACACUUGGUGGUGUGUUUACGAGAUUGAUCUCUCGUAAUACAACUAUACCUACAAAAAAGAGUCAGGUAUUUUCUACGGCAGCGGACGGUCAGACGCAAGUCGAGAUUAAAGUUCAUCAAGGCGAGCGAGAAAUGGCUGGUGAUAACAAACUCCUAGGACAGUUUAGUCUUGUUGGUAUUCCACCUGCACCAAGGGGUGUACCACAAAUAGAAGUAACGUUUGAUAUCGAUGCAAACGGUAUCGUGCAUGUAUCAGCCAGGGAUAAGGGAACUGGCAAAGAGCAACAAAUUGUUAUUCAGUCUAGUGGUGGUCUUAGCAAAGAUGAAAUUGAAAACAUGGUUAAGAAUGCUGAGCAGUACGCAAAGGAAGAUAGAAUUAAGAAGGAAAGAGUUGAAGCUUUUAAUCAAGCAGAAGGAAUUAUACACGACACAGAAUCGAAGCUAGAAGAAUUUAAACCGCAGUUACCACAGGAAGAGUGCGACAAACUUAAAGAAUUAGUUGCAAAACUGCGAGAGACUCUGGCUAAGAAGGAUGAUACGGAUCCCGAGGAAAUAAAGAAGCAAACGAACGAACUCCAACAAGCAAGCUUGAAACUGUUUGAAAUGGCGUACAAAAAGAUGGCGGCAGAAAGAGAAAGUCAAAAUCAAUCGCAGCAGGAACCUGAAGGCGAGAAGAAGGAGGAGAAAAAUUAAUUUUAAUUAAAUAAUUUGCGUUUCUGUACAAAAGGAAAAUUGAUUCCAUUCACAUACAUUUGUAUAAGCGUCAGAUGCUGUUCUGUGAGCUCAAAGGAACCACUUAUUUUAGUUGAAAAAAGGCAAAUAUAAACUAAAUUUCGAUAUUUGACGCGAUAAUAACCGUUUAGAAAUAAAGUAUUAUUCACACACGAAGUGGAAAAAAAGCAAUUUCCUUUGUCAUACUUAGUGGUCUGAUAUAUAAUAGCAAUUUUGUGGUAUUUAUAUAAUUAUAUAUAUAUUUUAUAAGUAGUACUCUUGCAUCCUAAAUAUACAAAAUUAUUUUUUGUUGUGAGAUUCGGAAAACAAGUUUCGUCAAAUUUAUUAAAAAGAAGUAACUGUAUAUUACACGUUUGUAGUAGUAAUGGCCAUUUUUUUAAAAGGUUUGGCUAGUCAGUUUUCACAUGAAGUAAGAAAUUAUGUACAUAGUUGAUCACUUUGUAUAAUGUAACUAAUGCAGUAUGAUCAUUUUUGUGCAGCCUACGAGACAUGUGCAGAAUAUUAAAAUAUUCACCGUUAUAACAGUUAUUGUAAAAAUAAAUUGUACCAAAAAUAAUAUGGAGAUAAUUUGUUAACAAACUUGCUAUUGUAGAAUACUUCGUAGCACGUACAGCGAAUAAGCGUGAGAUGAGAAUAUAGAAUUGAGAGAAUGAGAUGAAUGAUCCUGUGCAAAACAAGUUUACUUAAGUGUAAACAAUAUACAAUAGAUACAUAGAUUUUACCGUAGAGAACGUUGUUACAUUGCGAUUUAAUCAAUUUAUUUGAUUUUUUUAAAUAUCUUGAACAAGAACAUUUAACUUUUUAGGUUUCGUUUUAUUCAAUAAAUCUUAACUUUAACGUA
Molecule: messenger RNA, 3019 nt
Organism: Temnothorax curvispinosus
Lineage: Eukaryota; Metazoa; Arthropoda; Insecta; Hymenoptera; Formicidae
Gene: Hsc70-5
Product: heat shock 70 kDa protein cognate 5
Exons: 11
Coding region: 88-2139 (683 amino acids)
Biological process (GO): cellular response to unfolded protein; protein refolding
Cellular component (GO): mitochondrion; cytoplasm
Molecular function (GO): ATP hydrolysis activity; ATP binding; misfolded protein binding
Source: RefSeq, a predicted model, not a curated record